Messenger RNA from Oncorhynchus mykiss (rainbow trout), 1882 nucleotides. The record is from RefSeq and is a predicted model, not a curated record. Lineage: Eukaryota; Metazoa; Chordata; Actinopteri; Salmoniformes; Salmonidae.
AGUUUAUAAUAGCAAUAAAGCACCUCGGGGGUUUGUGGUGUAUGGCCAAUAUACCACGGCUGCCUGCUAUGGCGGACGCACGGUCUUCUCGGCAUGGAAGGGAAUACCCCCCUGAUACCCUGACUGGAGUGAUGUCGUUGUGACAAUGGUUGGCAGGGAAGUCACCUUACCCUGUGUUGAUUGGCCUCUCACGGGCUCUGUGAGCAUUAAUUGGAAGAUGAAGUCUCCCGGGCUGGACCACUGGAAACUGGUCCUCUCAGCCAAUGAGAGGCAGCAGUUCUCGGGCGCAGCCUCAAAGGCUUCCAUGCGAUUGGUUGACUCAAACUUUCAGGAAACUGGGGACUUCUCUCUACUGUUUGUCCCCAAAAUGGAGGACAAGGGUCGCUACUCCUGUCUGAUUAAACAGCAAGAGAAGAAACUGAGAGAGAAGAUCAUACUAUUAGCCAUCCUCACAGUCUCUAUCUUUCCUUCAGCCACUCUCCCUCACCACAGCACACUGCGUCUGAUGGCAGAAGUGUCCCCCGCCUCCACCGUUUCCGAGGUAACCUGGCUGUCCCCUGGCGGGACGCCGCUACGAUUGGCAAAGAGGUCAGGGGGGGGUGUUGCCAAGCUGCCCCAGAUACGCCUCACUGACCAGGGGGUAUACAUCUGCCAGGUGUACCCAAGGGGUAACAGCAGCUCCCCUAUGUUCCCCUUCACUGUGGACCUCCGCGUGGAUGGUAUGAAUGUGGCCUCGUUCACCAAUAUAAGCCAUAGUGCUCAGAUCUCUAUGGCCAGUCUCACCCAGACCCCUAUCACCCUCGCCUGCCCUCCGAUGCGGGGCGACUAUGUCCUGCUCUAUUGGAAGCCCCCAGACAGCAAAAACAUUAACACCACAACCCUGGUCUACGGGUACGACCGCUGGAGGGACCGCACAGAGCAGAGCAAGACUCAUGCCCAGCUGAGCCUGGACGGGCCAUUGUCUACCCCAAAAGAGGGUUUCUUCUCCUUCCUGCUGAGCCCGGGGCUGAAUGACGGAGGCCUCUACACGUGUGAGGUCUUCCUCAAUGACAACGCGUUCAGCCAGAGGACCCUACUUAGCAUCCUCCAAGUGAAAGCCAGACAUUCUCCAUCAGCCCUGGUCCUGACGUGUCAGUAUACAGAGCGCUCCCAGGUGAAGCGGGUGGUGUGGAGCCACCAGAACCAGAGUCGCACGCUGAAGUGGAGCUCCUCUGGCCCGGGUCGCCUCAGCACCGUGGUCCCCCUGUCCCCCACCCAGGACACGGCUGGGAACUACACCUGCACCAUGCAGCUGCAGAAUGGACAGGCGGUCAAGGCUGUUUACACCGUCAAACUGCCCCCGAAAGAGAACACAGAGAGCACUACCUCUAUCUCUCCUCCUCACCCAGAGAGCAACAGUGCCUCGCUCCUUCCCUCCCUCCUCUCUGCUUUAUUACUCCUGGUGCCCCUGGUUGCCGCGGUUGCUGGUGUGUUGCUAUGGAGACAGAAAGACAUUUCUCGCCGUGGUAUUGAACAGUCUCUCUCCCACUACUCUGGGGAAGUGGAAAAUAUCUAUGAGAAUCCUGAGGAUGUCAGACAGACUUAUCCUCAGAGUUCAGUGUACAUGGACCUGAAGCCCAGAGGGGAGGAUGAUGUCUAUGAGGAAUUGGAUCGAUACAAAUCAUGCAGCCUUCUGGAGACCUCUACAUCGCAGGAUUUAUCAGCAAAAGCUUGAAGCAAUAUUAUCUCUCCUCUGUUCAGUAUAUGGACAUUUACAGUGCCUUGACUUUUUCCACAUUUUGUUGUGUUACAGCCUGAAUUUAAAUUGAUUACAUUGAGAUUUUAUGUCACUAGCCAACACACAAUACCCAAUAAUGUCAAAAUGAAAUUAAUAAAAAUGAAA